GGGGACGCGAGGCGACUUGGAGGAGGGUGAAAGCUGUGGAUUCUCCCCACACCGGCGGUGCGGUGGCGUCGCUUCCCCUUCUCUCUCCUCGAAUGAUUCAGCUUCCAAUCCCUCCUCCCCGCGGGCCGGGCAGCGGCUCGGCACCCUCGGCUGCGGAUGGAUGAUUCCCGAGCAAACUCCCGAUUUCUCCUCCCCGCACGCACGGCUGCCCCUUCCUUAGGACUGGCUUGAACACACCUUGAGCCCCGCGCCCAGCGCCGUUGCGAGCGCCGCCCGGAACUGCGGCUCCGCGGCGAGGGCCCCGGCUGGGGGGUCGUGCAUGCUUGGCUGGUGGCCGCUGCCCGCUCGCUGCGGGGUGGAGGUGGGACUGAGCAGCCAGCCGCGAGCGAAAACAAACAGCUGGGGUAACGAGCGCCCCCGGCCCGGCCCGGAGAGCACGCCGGCCCCGACUCCCACCCGGGGCCGUCCGUACGCCCGUCCACCAUGAGGAAGAUCCGCGCCAAUGCCAUCGCCAUCCUGACGGUAGCCUGGAUCCUGGGCACUUUCUACUACUUAUGGCAGGACAACCGAGCCCACGCAGCAUCCUCGGGCGUCCGGAGCGCGCAGAGGGCCGGAGCAAGGCCGGAACCCUUCCGCGAGGACCGCACCAUCCCGCUCAUUGUGACAGGAACACCCUCGAAAGGCUUUGAUGAGAAGGCAUACCUGUCAGCCAAGCAGCUGAAGCCCGGAGAGGAUCCUUACAGGCAGCAUGCCUUCAACCAGCUGGAGAGCGACAAGUUGAGCCCAGACCGGCCCAUCCGGGACACCCGCCACUACAGUUGUCCAUCUGUGUCCUACUCCCUGGACUUGCCAGCCACCAGUGUCAUCAUCACCUUCCACAAUGAGGCUCGUUCCACCCUCCUGCGCACAGUGAAGAGUGUCUUGAACCGAACUCCUGCCAACUUGAUCCAUGAGAUCAUUUUAGUGGAUGACUUCAGUUCAGAUCCUGAAGACUGCUUGCUCCUGACCAGGAUCCCCAAGGUGAAAUGCCUGCGUAAUGACCGGAGGGAAGGGCUGAUCCGGUCGCGGGUUCGAGGGGCAGAUGUGGCAGCGGCUGCCAUCCUCACCUUCCUGGACAGCCACUGUGAGGUGAACACCGAGUGGCUACAGCCCAUGCUGCAGCGGGUGAAGGAGGACCACACCCGAGUGGUGAGCCCAAUCAUCGAUGUCAUCAGUCUGGACAAUUUUGCCUACCUGGCAGCAUCUGCUGACCUUCGCGGAGGAUUCGACUGGAGUCUGCAUUUCAAGUGGGAGCAGAUACCCCUGGAGCAGAAGAUGACCCGGACAGACCCCACCAAGCCCAUCAGGACGCCUGUCAUCGCCGGUGGAAUCUUCGUGAUUGACAAGUCCUGGUUUAACCACUUGGGAAAGUAUGAUGCCCAGAUGGACAUCUGGGGGGGAGAGAAUUUCGAGCUGUCCUUCCGGGUGUGGAUGUGUGGCGGGAGCUUGGAGAUUGUGCCCUGCAGCCGAGUAGGCCAUGUCUUCCGGAAGCGGCAUCCCUACAACUUUCCUGAGGGCAAUGCCCUCACCUACAUCAGGAAUACCAAGCGGACCGCAGAGGUAUGGAUGGACGAAUACAAGCAGUACUACUAUGAGGCCCGGCCCUCGGCCAUUGGGAAGGCCUUUGGCAGUGUGGCCUCACGGAUUGAGCAGAGGAAGAAGAUGGACUGCAAGUCUUUCCGUUGGUACCUAGAGAAUGUCUACCCUGAGCUCACUGUCCCAGUGAAGGAGGUGCUCCCUGGCAUCAUUAAGCAGGGGGUAAACUGCUUGGAAUCCCAGGGCCAGGACACCACAGGCGACUUCCUGCUGGGAAUGGGGAUCUGCAGAGGAUCUGCCAAGAAUCCUCCACCUGCACAGGCAUGGCUGUUCAGCGACCACCUCAUCCAGCAGCAGGGGAAGUGCCUGGCGGCCACCUCCACCUUAAUGUCCUCCCCGGGGUCCCUGGUCACGCUUCAGGUGUGCAACCCCAGAGAAGGCAAGCAGAAAUGGAGGAGAAAAGGAUCUUUCAUCCAGCAUUCCGUCAGCGGCCUCUGCCUGGAGACGAAGCCUGCCCAGCUGGUGACCAACAAGUGUCAGGCUGAUGCCCAGGCCCAGCAGUGGCAGCUGCUACCGCAUACAUGAUGGCAGCCCCUAGCCUCCUGUACCUUUUGCAUGAGACAUGGGGACUGAAAGGGGUUAGGGAGGGGGAGUGUCAAGCAGGCCGUUUCCAUCUCCUUACAUUUCUGCCAGAUCAUCAGCAAACACCCCUGCCACGACACGUUUCUCCAGAGCUUCUUCUGGGGAGACUGUGGCGGUGGGGGGCACACCCAAUGCCCACUGUACCAACUAGGUCUUUCCCUGGGAGAGGAGAUGGUCAGGUUGCAGAUUGUUGCUGGGCAGACACUGGGCAGGUGCCCCUGGCCCUUUGUCCUCUCCCUUAGUUCUUGGGGCCUGGUGGUGCUGCGUGGGCCCUCCUCUUGCUGCCCAUGGGAGCCAGGACAUAAGUCCACACAGGAAUCACUCAUACCCAUGCUCACAGGGAUAGUACAAGAGGAGAAAGUGGCAGCAUGUGUAAAGAGGCUGAAGGCUGGUGCAGGUGAACAUGAAGAGGGUGAGAAAGCUCAGGGUCUGUUUGAGAGCUGUCAGGCCUAGGGGUUGUGUGGGAGAGGUGCGAUCCUGCGAGCAAAGGAUGAGGACUUUUCAGAAAAUGGAUGGAGGAGCAGCAGCAAAGCACCAAAAGAACAAGAUCUCUUCCCAGGACAUUGUCCUAUCCACCACACUCUGCCACCCAGAGCCUGAACCCCACAUGUGCCUCUGGUCCUGACCCCGGGGAUAGCUACAGUCUUAGCAGUAGGCUGCAGAGAAAGCUGGGGAAUCAUCUCUUUAAACAGACUCCACUUUUCUGUUUGGCCAUGUGUCAGGCUGAGACUUCUCUUUUGGACCUUAAUAGCCAGCUGAUGCCAAGUUUUAUCUGCCUGGCUUUGCACCCCCAGUUUUUUAAAGGUUCUUGCCUCUGCAAAUAGACUGUCAUAGGGCAGUGGUUCUGGUAAGAGAGACCUCCUUCUUGGAGCAUGAACUAAGUCACUAGGGGCUAAGUCACACAGACCAACCCUUAUCCUGGGUCCCUUCCCCAGGCCUCUCAAUGACCAGCUAUGGCUGUGUGCUUGGAGACUGGCUACCAGCUCUAUGUGGUGUAGACCAAAUUCCCUCUCCCAGCCACGGAGAACAUGUCUGCCAUACCUGGCCAGGACCUUGUCUUGGAAUCCUUCUGCUACUCUCUCAUGGUUCUCUCUGCUGCCACUGGCUUCAGUAGUGUGAUCUUGGACAAAAGACUUUUGGUACCAUGUCCCCAGGGGUCUUUCUCCCCAAAGCAAAACAAGGGGGAUACUCCUACCUGGUCUAUGAAAAACUAGAACUUUGCAGAGGGAGUUCAUAGAUUCCAGAAGGUCUAAGGUUCCCAAAAUAUCGUCCCCCACUUUUGUGGUUCAUGGAUUCCUCUGUUUCUUAAAUCCAUCUCUGAUCCUCCAAGGCGCUGAACCUUUGCUCUUUAUGGGAUUGGAGCCACUGUCUGGCGGACUGCUGCCCCCCAGUCCUUUCCCUGCCAUGCCCAAGCCGCCAUUACCCUGUUCCCUCCACCUGGCCCAUGGGGUUGGAAGCCAAGUGUCUGGUCCACAGCACUCUCUCUGGAAGGUUUCCUCAAAUCUCUGGCUCUCACCAGCACCCUCUCUGCAAUGCUUCUGCACCUGGGUGUGCGUGCACCCUGCACUCAGUGCAGAGCCCUUUGCCUCGGUGAUCAUGCUUCCCCCGUUCUCUGUGGUGAUGUUACACUGGCCACCAUCGGCAGACCUCACCUUGGAUCCUGUGUCCAUCUGGGAAGCCUCUCCUGCAGCCAAGGAUGGAGCUGAGGCCAGGAUGGAGGCCUUUCCCUGGUGGCCUGGGUAUGCUCCAGCAUGGACCUUCAGGCUGGGCACCUGGACUUCUCUGGUGGUGAUAAUGUAAGGGCUGAUGCUCAGAGGGCCUUUGAGAGAGCCUCUCCCCAGACGCUGUGAUCAAACCAGGCUCAGCACUCGUCCACUGUGGGGACUCAGUCCAUUCCUCCUUAUGCUUUUCCUCUUCUUGACCAAAGCAUGUGCCACUAGAUGUCCUUGAGGACGAUGUCUUUAUGAAACACACCUGGAAUAAAACCACUUCUUA
This is a messenger RNA of Perognathus longimembris pacificus (Pacific pocket mouse), 4212 nucleotides long. RefSeq names its product polypeptide N-acetylgalactosaminyltransferase 16 (gene Galnt16). The record is from RefSeq and is a predicted model, not a curated record. NCBI's taxonomy places the organism in Eukaryota, Metazoa, Chordata, Mammalia, Rodentia, Heteromyidae. Gene Ontology annotation, cellular component: Golgi apparatus. The transcript is spliced from 16 exons. Bases 484 to 2160 code for a protein of 558 amino acids.